Messenger RNA from Chanos chanos (milkfish), 3468 nucleotides. RefSeq names its product NACHT, LRR and PYD domains-containing protein 12-like. NCBI's taxonomy places the organism in Eukaryota, Metazoa, Chordata, Actinopteri, Gonorynchiformes, Chanidae. The transcript has 9 exons. Gene Ontology annotation, molecular function: protein binding. Bases 1 to 3468 code for a protein of 1155 amino acids. The record is from RefSeq and is a predicted model, not a curated record.
AUGCCAGCUGUUCCACAGAUCCUGCUGGUAACUCUGGAAGAGCUGACGAGAGCAGAACUGAAGAGGUUUCAGUGGUACCUGACUACAGAGAAUGCACUGGAAGGCUUCUCUCACAUCCCAAGGGCUCAGCUGGAGAAUGCUGAUGUACAGGACACAGUGGAUAAGAUGGUGGAGAGAUACAAACCUAGAGGUGCUGUGGAGAUCACACUGCUCAUCCUGAGGAAGAUGGAGCAGAAUAACCUGGCUGAGAAGUUAGGGAGUAAACUCAGGGAAGAUGUCCAGGAAUGCACUGUCAGAGUUAACUUGAAAGGCAGUCUGAAAAAAAAAUACGGCUCCAUACAUGAAGGAACUUCCAUUAUAGACGAAUGUAAGCUCCUAAAUGCCAUCUACACCGAGCUCUACAUAGUGAAGGGAGGAACAGGAGGAGUUUGUACUGAACAUGAGGUGAGACAGGCUGAAGCAGCAUCCAAGAGACCCGACGAAGAGGAAAUUCCAGUCAAGAUCUCUGACAUCUUCAAAGAUCUACCUGACCAACCAAGUUAUGUCAGAAAGGUUCUGACACUUGGGAUCGCUGGUGUGGGAAAAACUGUCUCCGUGCAAAAGUUCAUUCUGGACUGGGCCGAAGAGAGGGACAAUAAGGAUUUAGACUACAUUUUUCCUCUCCCCUUUCGCAGUCUGAAUUUGAUAAAACGAAACUACAGUCUAAUCAAACUAAUUCACCAGUGCUUUCCAGAGACAGCGCAAAUGAAGACCUUACCAUUAGAGAACAGGAAAGUCAUGUUCAUCUUUGAUGGCCUUGAUGAGAGUCGACUUCCUCUAAAAUUCAAAGAAAAUGAGAUAUUGACUGACAUAAUGGAAGAAAACGCUGUGGACAUUCUGAUCACAAACCUUAUUAGGGGGGAAAUGCUGCCCUCUGCUCUCAUCUGGAUAACCUCCAGACCUGCAGCAGCAAACCAGAUCCCUCAUGACUAUAUCCACCAGGUAACAGAGGUGAGAGGGUUCACUGAUGUACAAAAGGAUGAGUACUUCAGGAAGAGAAUCAGAGAUCCGGAUAAAGUAAACAAUAUCAUCACACACAUUAAGGAAUCAAGGAGCCUUCACAUCCUCUGUCACAUUCCAGUUUUCUGUUGGAUCUCAGCCACUGUGCUCAAUAAACAUCUAAGUGAAAGUGACCAAGAGGGACUGCCCAAAACUUUAACUGAAAUGUAUAUACGUUUCCUACUAUUUCAAGCAAAGCUAAUGGAACAGAAAUAUCCAGGAACAUUGCCAGACUUACUGAAACUUGCAAAAUUAGCAUUUCAUCAGCUUGAAAAAGGACAACUAAUUUUUUAUGAAGAGGAUCUCAGAGAGUGUGGCAUUGAUGUCAGUCAAGCUACAGUGUAUUCAGGUGUUUGCACACAAAUCUUUAAAGAGGAAGAAAAUGUGUUCAGCUUUGUGCAUUUGAGCAUCCAGGAAUGCUUAGCAGCUGUUUACGUGUUUGUCUCAUUCCUCAGCAAAAAGAGCAAUCCACUUCAGCAAAGAACUCGAGAGAAAGUGAAAUGGUUUUUGAAGCACAACAUGUUUGAUCUCCACAAGAAUGCGAUAGAUAAGGCCUUACAGAGUGAAAAUGGACACCUGGACCUUUUCCUCCGCUUCCUCCUUGGCCUCUCACUGGAGUCCAAUCAGAGGCACUUGAAGAAAUUGCUGCCCAGAACACAGAUUAGAACAGAGAGUUUGAAGGAAACUACUGAUUACAUUAAGAGUAAACUCAAUCUGAAAACCUCUUCAGAAAGAAGCAUAAAUCUAUUCCAUUGCCUGAAUGAACUUAAAGACAACUCACUUGUGACUGAAAUUCAAAAGCAUCUGAACUCAGGAGCUCUCUCAACAGUGGACCUCUCCUCUGCCCAGUGGUCAGCUCUGGCCUUUGUGUUGCAGAUGACUGAGGGGAUUCAAGAAAAGUUUGAGCUGCAGAAAUAUAGAGGAUCAGAUGAAUCUCUAAGGAGGCUGCUACCAGUGGUGAAAAAUACAAGAAGAGCUUUACUUAACAACUGUGAUCUCACUGAACAGUCAUGUAAAGCUAUAAUCUCAGUUCUACAGUCAGCAAACUCCCCCCUGAAAGAGCUGAACCUUGGUGACAAUGACCUUCAAGAUAGAGGAGUGAAGCUGCUCUCUGUUGGACUUGCGAAUCCACACUGUAAACUGGAGAUACUGAGACUUAACAGAUGUAAACUCACUGAACAGUCCUGUGAAACUGUAGCUACAGUUCUGCAGUCAGCAAACUGUCCCCUGAGAGAACUGGACCUCAGUAACAAUAAGCUUCGGGAUUCAGGAAUGAUAAUUCUCUCUGCUGGACUGAAGAGCCUGCACUGUAAACUGGAGAUUCUAAGACUUGCUUACUGUAACCUCACAAAAGAGUCCUGUGAAACUGUAGGCUCAGUUCUACAGUCAGCAAAGUCGCAGCUGACAGCACUUGAUAUGAGUUACAAUUACCUUCAAGAUUCUGGAAUUGAGCUGCUCUCUGUUGGUCUGAAGACUCCACACUGUAAACUGGAGAUACUGAAACUUGCUGACUGUGAUCUCUCAGAGAAGUCAUGUAAAAUAAUGGCUUCUGUCCUUCAGUCAGCAAACUGUCCACUGAGAGAGCUGGACUUGAGUAACAAUGAUCUUCAGGAUUCAGGAGUGAAGAUGCUCUGUGCUGGACUGCAGAGUGCACAGUGUAAACUUGAGAUACUGAGAUUAUCUGGCUGUUUGGUCACUGAGGAAGGCUGCUCCUCUCUGGCUUCUGCCCUGGGCUCAAAUCCCUCACAUCUUAGAGAGCUGGAUCUGAGCUACAAUCAUCCAGAGGACCCCGGACUGAGGCUACUCUCCGCUAGAUGGAAGAAUCCACACUGUAAACUGGAAACACUCAAUGUGGCCAAUGGAGGUGAAUUUCGACUACAGCCAGGACUAAAAAAAUAUGCUUGUGCACUCACACUGGACCCAAACACAGCAAACACACAGCUCUCUCUGUCUGAGGACUACAGAAAGGUGAGAUUUGUGGGAAAGAGGCAACCAUAUCCUGAUCAUCCAGAGAGAUUUGACCCAUGUCCUCAGGUUCUGUGUAAUGAGAGUCUUUCUGGGCGUUGCUACUGGGAAGCUGAGAGGAUUGGGGACUGUGCCAUUGGAAUGACAUACAAAGACAUCAAGAGGAAAGGAGAGAGUGAUGGUGACAUAUGUGGGCUUGGAUUCAGUGACGGGUCCUGGAGUCUGAUAUGUUUUAAUGUCACCUUUUCUGUCUGGCACAACAAUCACAGCAUACAUAUACAUCCCUCUGAUGAUCAUCCUCGCAAGUUUGGAGUGUAUCUAGACAGUUCAGCUGGUACUCUGUCCUUCUAUAGCAUUUCCUCUAAUACACACAAACUGACACACAUAUACACAUUCAGAUCCAUAUUCAAUGAGCCCCUCUAUCCAGGAUUUAGGGUUUAUGACUCAAUGUUCCUGUUGACAUAA